Molecule: messenger RNA, 174 nt
Organism: Funneliformis mosseae
Lineage: Eukaryota; Fungi; Glomeromycota; Glomeromycetes; Glomerales; Glomeraceae
Source: the annotation of a GenBank genome assembly
AUGACAGAUACAAGAUCAAUGGCGAGAUCCACCAAGUUAACGAUGAGUCCAUCUGAAUUACCGAUUCGCAGGUUUAUAAAGAACAGCCAGAGAGUAAAAAGAAGACCAUGGAACAACUACCGUAGACUUUACGGUCAAAUUAUCGCAAAUAAGCAAGCUUUAGAGAUUCUUUGA